CGCGAUGAACCCCACCUCGCGCCCCGCCGUCGUCAUCGACAACGGAACCGGCUACACGAAGAUGGGGUUCGCGGGGAACGUGGAGCCCUGCUUCAUAACCCCGACCGCGGUCGCCGUCAACGACUCCUUCGCCGACCCGACCAGAGCCGCCGCCAAGGGGAGCUGGCAGGCGCAGCACAGCGCGGGGGUCAUGGCGGACCUCGACUUCCUCAUCGGGGAGGAGGCCGUGGCGCGGUCCCGCGCCAGCACCACCUACAGCCUCAGCCACCCCAUCCGCAAUGGUCAGGUGGACAACUGGGACACCAUGGAGAAGUUCUGGCAGCAGUGCAUUUUCAAUUACCUCCGCUGCGAUCCGGAGGACCACUACUUCCUGCUCACCGAGAGCCCACUCACACCUCCUGAAACUAGGGAGUACACCGGGGAGAUCAUGUUCGAGACCUUCAAUGUGCCUGGUCUCUACAUUGCGGUCCAGCCCGUCCUUGCCCUCGCUGCAGGGUACACCACAACCAAGUGCGAAAUGACAGGUGUUGUAGUUGAUGUGGGCGACGGAGCUACCCACAUUGUUCCUGUUGCUGAUGGGUAUGUCAUUGGGAGCAGUAUCAGAUCUAUUCCACUUACAGGCAAGGAUGUUACCCAGUUUAUUCAGCAACUUAUCAAGGAAAGAGGUGAGCACAUUCCUCCCGAAGAGUCUUUUGACGUAGCAAGGAGGGCGAAGGAAAUGUACUGCUAUACAUGUUCAGACAUUGUGAAGGAAUUUAAUAAGCAUGACAGGGAGCCCUCUAAGUACACAAAACGCUUGACUGGCAUCAAACCAAAAACUGGCACUCCAUACACCUGUGACAUUGGAUACGAGCGCUUCAUGGGCCCCGAGAUUUUCUUCCACCCUGAGAUUUACAACAGUGACUUUACGACACCUUUGCAAGAUGUUAUCGACAUGUGCAUCCAAUCUUCCCCAAUUGACACAAGGAGGUCUCUAUAUAAGAAUAUUGUCUUGUCUGGGGGAUCGACUAUGUUUAAGGAUUUCCACAGAAGAUUACAACGGGACCUGAAAAAGAUUGUGGAUGUACGGGUUCGUGCAUCUAAUGCUCGACUUGGUGGAGAUGCGAAGGCCCAGCCUGUAGAAGUCAAUGUGGUUAGUCAUCCAAUCCAAAGAUAUGCAGUUUGGUUUGGCGGAUCUGUACUUGCUUCUACAACUGAAUUCUAUGAGGCUUGCCACACAAAAGCAGAGUAUGAAGAGUACGGUGCAAGCAUCUGCAGAUCAAAUCCCGUUUUUAAAGGAAUGUAUUGAAACCUGUUAAUGAAAGAAAUUAUUGCGCUAGUUAUCACAGGUAGCAUUCACCGUGCAAUCAGCUUAGGCCUAGCAGUAGCAGGCUGGUAGCAUGGUAAACUGACACUGUGGACGCAGGCUGCCGAGGAGCGUCAGUGUAGCAUUUUGUACAAAACCAGCGUGCACAUAGAUAGACCACAUUGGCUUGAUACAUCAUCUGUAUAACUGUAUUCAUCUGUAGUAUGAUGCUGGUAGUCUAGAAACAGGAAAACUCCAUGACCGUUCUUGCAAGCUCGAUCUGGGCUGCACAAGCUUGAUGUUGUAUAAUUACUCCAUUGGAGUAUCGCUGUAACCUUUGCAGAGUUUUGCUGUGCUCUAGUAUUGCUACUCAUAUUUUCCUGUGAUGUUGCCACCCUCUAUUCAGAUAAUGGAAAUUUUUAGUU
Molecule: messenger RNA, 1710 nt
Organism: Lolium rigidum
Lineage: Eukaryota; Viridiplantae; Streptophyta; Magnoliopsida; Poales; Poaceae
Product: actin-related protein 3
Exons: 10
Coding region: 5-1288 (427 amino acids)
Biological process (GO): Arp2/3 complex-mediated actin nucleation
Cellular component (GO): Arp2/3 protein complex; actin cortical patch
Molecular function (GO): actin filament binding
Source: RefSeq, a predicted model, not a curated record